This is a messenger RNA of Parathielavia appendiculata, 3779 nucleotides long. RefSeq lists its product as uncharacterized. Gene Ontology annotation, molecular function: 2-oxoglutarate-dependent dioxygenase activity; sequence-specific DNA binding. The transcript has 3 exons. NCBI's taxonomy places the organism in Eukaryota, Fungi, Ascomycota, Sordariomycetes, Sordariales, Chaetomiaceae. The record is from RefSeq and is a predicted model, not a curated record. Gene Ontology annotation, cellular component: cytoplasm; nucleus. Gene Ontology annotation, biological process: positive regulation of translational termination; protein hydroxylation. The coding region runs from base 219 to 3779 and encodes 1186 amino acids.
UAUCAUCAGACGCGUUCCUGCUACCAAACUCCGUCAAAGCAUCGCGCAUGUGCAACUCGCAACCUGGAACUGCCCAUCCGCAGGCGUCGCAGCAUGCGCCAUCGCACUUGAAUCAUGCCAUGUAGCCCGCAUCUUUCAUCUCGAUAUCUCGUUUUCAUUCUUCGCGACAUCGCCUUCCACAACGGUAGUCGGCGCAUGCGAGCGCCGCAGUCGCCACGAUGCCGACAGCACAGCAUCCACAGGCCAAGUUCGAUCCCAUUUCUCCCGACCUCGACCUGCAUGCCCUUGUCGAGAGAACCGCAAACUUCCAUUGGGUCUUGCGCAUCUCGGCCGCCCAAAUUCGCAACAUUGGCCCCCAAGAAUUCGAGAAGCUCGUGUUUCUCCAUGUCGUCCAUGGCGGAAAACCGCUGGUCAUCGAAAAAUGGAACGACCGCUUGCCCAAGUCGCUGUUCAGCGCCGAGUGGCUCGAGGCUACCUACAACAAGAAAGCCGAGAAUGUUCGCGACAUCGUCGGCCAGACUGACAUUCCGAUGACUAUUGGCCAUUACUUACGGUCAAUGAAAACUCUCACCAACCAGUGGACCCCACACAACUUUCGAGACGAGCGACGGCAGCGGUUGUACCUGAAGGACAUUGACUGUCCUCCCGAGUGGUACGAGUACCUGAAGCGUGUCAUUCCGCCCAACCUCUUCUACAUGAACGCCAAUGUCGACGAACGGUCUGGUAAAGGCCGUGCCGACGACAUGGACAUCUUCCAGGAAGGGCGGUCGGUCGCGCCUGCGGGAGACCUGAUGAGCAGCCUCCCCGAGGAGAUGCGUGCGCAAAACCUCAUGUGUUACAUCGGCCACGAGGGCACAUACACCCCAGCACAUCGAGAAAUGUGCGCCAGCUUGGGCCAGAAUAUCAUGGUGGAUGCGUCUGGGGACGAGAACGGGGAGAAACCGGGCAGCUCGAUUUGGUUCAUGACCGAGACGAAGGACCGAGAGGUGGUCAAGGAGUAUUUUUUGUCCAUGUUGGGUCACGACAUCGAGAUCGAGAAGCAUUUCGCUCAGAUCAACGCUUGGAAGAAGGCCACGUUUCCAGUCUACAUCGUCGAGCAAAAGGUUGGAGACUUCAUUCUAGUUCCGCCCCUGGCUCCUCACCAAGUUUGGAACCGUGGCACCAGGACGAUAAAGGUUGCAUGGAACAGAACGACCGUCGAGACGCUGGAUUUGGCGCUACACGAAGCUUUGCCAAAGGCAAGGCUCGUCUGCCGCGACGAGCAGUACAAGAACAAGGCCAUCAUCUUUUACACGCUCGAAAAGUACUACAAGGAGAUGGUGGACAUGGAAAAGACGGCCGACAUUGGGCUGCUUGGGUUUGGGCAAGACCUCAUCAAAAAUUCCACCCGGAUGAAGCAGAUGGCGGCCGACUUCAAUGCACUUUUCCGUCUAUUCACUGAAGUUCUUGUCGACGAGAUGUUCGCGACCAAGGAGAAGGACGUCGACUACAUCCCGUUUGACUCCUGCAUCACUUGCUCCUACUGCCGAGCCAACAUCUUCAACCGCUUCCUGACAUGCAAGCACUGCGUGCGCCAGCUGGUUAACGGGGACGAGGACACAUACGACAUUUGCAUGGAGUGCUACAGCAUGGGCCGCUCGUGUUUCUGUGUUUCUAAGCUCAGCUGGUGCGAGCAGUGGCACUGGUCCGAUCUGGUUGACCGCUACGAAGCCUGGCGCGCAUUGAUCAUCAAGAAUGACGGCUUCAUCAACUUUGACAGCUCUCCCCUUCCCCUGGAGUUGGCGAGGAAGAAAUUCGGCAAGAAAUCAGUUGCCCAGAUCUGCCAGGAGCAACUCCGGAUGCGGCCUUGGAACGAUAUCACCCAGGUCAAGGCACCCUCCGAGCCUGCAGAGUCAGACAUCGAAGUUGACGACAACGGCCGGGUCGUGAAAAGGAAGAAGAGAAGAAAGAGAAAGAAGGGCGACGUCUACCGCUGCCAUGUCUGCGGGCAUAAAGACUACAUCUACAAGCUGGCGUUCUGCUCCAACCAGGGAUGCACUGACGCCUACUGCUACGGCGUUCUCUAUCGGGCCUUCGACAUGAUGCCCCAGGAGGUAAUGCAGAACGAAAGGUGGCAGUGUCCCAAGUGCUGCGGCAUCUGCAAUUGCGCCGCCUGCCGCCGUGCCGGCAACGGCAACCCGUACAUCCCGAAGACCACUUUGCUCGGGCAUGACACCCGCAGGAUUGCAGAUGAUCGUAGCGUCGAGAGCUUGGUUGACUUUCGGGUCGAUAACUUGUCGUGGCUCAAGAAUGUUGGGGAUGAAAGCCGAAGCCUGUCGAGCAAGCGGAUGCAGAGGUUGCAACAAGCAGCCGAAGCGGAAAAAGCAAAGCAAGCAGAGCUGGUUGCCCAGGUUCCUGCGUUGCCCGACGGCACGCUGGCAGAAAGUUUGGAUUCCGCCGCGCAGCAGCCCGCGGCAACCGGCUAUGGCGACCAGAAUGGAGCCACUGGCCCUGGACGCGCACCUAUGGGCGAAUACGUCGUACCCGCGGGUCCUGUCGAUAGUCACCAACCGGAUGGCAACCAUGCAGGUCCUGCCGAGGUGGUGGCUGACAUGUCUAUGCCCAUGGCUCGAGACCAGUCCUCGUAUCCAGAUCCGUCAAUGCUCGGCAGCGAACGCAUGCUCGGCAUGGGAUACUACGAACAAAAUGACAACCCUGACGACAAGAUUCUCUUCGACCCUUACCAGAUGCCUUCUGCCGAAAGCAUGACGGUUGACGACGAGCCAGAGAUGGCUGAGUAUCUGAAGAAGCAACUGCGGAUCGCGAAGCGACGAGCUCGCCAGGAAGAGGACGACGAUCCGGACUUCCGCGGGCCGCGCUCACACCAUAGGAAGAGGGCCAAGGUCGACCACGAGCCGCAGCGGGAUGGCCAAGAAAUCGCUCUGAGCAACAUGGAUCCAGCAUUGUUUGGAGGUGACGAGACGAUGGUCGACACACCUGCCCAGGAAGACCAUCCAGCUCAAGCCGAGGCUCCGACGGAAGCGGCUCAACAAGCGCCCGAGCGCGAAGCCGCGGAGGGGCAUGAAGAUGCGAAUGAGCCGCAGGAACCUCGAGCGUAUUCCCCGAACCGGCCGGCUCUCCGACACGCCCGACCCAAGAUUUCCUACCUUGUCGAUGAGCUGGGUGAGGAUGAGUUUAACGACGUCCUGAUUCCUCGGUCGCAGAAGCCGCCUGCUGGCAUAACUGAAUACAAUCCUGAGAACGCCAGCAAGGAUCCGCUGGAUGUGGCAUCGGCCGCCAUUUUGGCGAUUACAGGCACCUCCGCUAUGCCCGCAGGACAAAACUCAAGCGGACAAGCGACAUCCACUAGGAAGCGGGGUCGACCACGCAAGUCGCAGGUUUCUGAACCGCAGCCCGACCAUGCAGAGAAACCCCAGAAGCCAGAGCGACGGCGUGGAAGGCCUCCGCGAGCGCGACCGUCCCUGGGUGCCGAAGCUGACGAGCAUACUCAGGAUCUUGACGCCGAGCUCGCUCAGCAGCUCGACGGCUUCGACGAGGAGGGCGAAGUGGUUAACUCGGAGGCGGCAGCUCCAAAUGAGCCGGCGGCGGCUGCUGGGCCUAGGAGACGGGGCCGCCCGCCGCGGAACGCCCAACCCGAUGCCCUUGAUGUCGAUGGCCGAGAGGAUGCGAAUGAAGGGCAAGAAGUUCAAGAUGGCUGGGCGGAAGAGUUCAGGGGCCACGAAGCCUGCUACGCCUGCGAGAGAGUGCGCGGUUCGGAAAAGCAGUCCUGCCGGAUCUGA